AUGUGGCUCCUCCUGAGUUAUUUGGUGACUCUCCACGUCCUGCGGCUGGGAUCAGCUAACUUCAGCGUGGUGGGACCAGACCGCCCUCUCCAGGUCACUGUGGGGCAGUAUGUCGUGCUGCCAUGUCACUUGUCCCCCAGCAUGGACGCUCGGAGCUUGGAUAUCAGGUGGAUCCGGCACCAGUUCUCCAAAACGGUGCACCACUACCGAAACGGAGAGGACAUGUACAGGGAUCAGAUGGAGGAGUACGGUGGGAGGACAGAGUUGGUCAGAGAUGGUCUCUCCAGUGGACGCCUCAAUUUGCGAAUCUCUGGGUUGAGACCCUCUGACGAUGGUCAGUACGUCUGCACUGUGACAGAUGGUGCCUCUUAUGGAGAAGCUACGGUGGAUGUGGAGGUGUCAGCCACAGGCUCUGUCCCUCAGCUCUCCCUGGAGGCUUACGAGGAUGGAGGCAUCCGGGUGCUGUGUCGAUCGGCCGGCUGGUACCCACAACCGGAGGUGCUGUGGAAAGAUCCCAACGGGAAGCUUCUCCCCUCGGCCUCCCAGAGAUAUUCCUCGGAUGAGAGGGGCAUGUUUGACAUUGAAGGUGUCAUCGUUGUGUCCAAUGGGAACAGACAUGGGAAGUGGUCCUGCGUGCUCAGGAACAGCCGCCUCAACCAGGAGCAGAAGACGUCCCUGCACAUCUCAGGGCUGCAGUCCAGAGAGCUGGAGAAAACAGUUGCAGGACUGAAGGGUGAGUGUCUGGUGGGCAGCUCAGGGGCACCAGCCCACGCCUGGACCCUCGCCCCUGCCCAGACUUGCUGGGGACCGGCUGGGGGAUGUGACCAGCUCUUGUCUCUCCUUCUAGCCUGGAGAAAGUUUCUGCUUCCCCACAAUCCAGACGUGGUGACCCUCGAUCCAGACUCGGCUCAUUCCCAACUUGUCCUGUCAGCGGAUGGGAGAAGUGUGAGAAGGGGAAGAGCACGGCAGGACCUGCCCGACACCCCUGAGAGAUUUGACACUCGGUGCUGUGUGCUGGGCCAGGAGGGGAGAUUCUGGGUCUGUCUGGACUGCACGCAUGGGCUGGUGACUUUCAUCGAUGCUGACAGUGGCCAUCGUCCCCCAGGAGCCAGUGCUCUUCUCCAUGCCAACAUCACCUAUGGGCCGGAAAGCUGGAGCCCGGCGCAGGUGACAGUGGCAGCCACCCAUGCAGGUGCCCACACCUUUAUCACCCGCCUGCCCCGGGGCUAUAAGACAGGAACAUGCCUCUUGGACAUCUACGUGACAGGGCUCAGCCCAGGCACCAAGGUCCUGAUGACAUAA
Messenger RNA from Grus americana (Whooping crane), 1302 nucleotides. Its product is annotated as butyrophilin subfamily 3 member A2-like. Lineage: Eukaryota; Metazoa; Chordata; Aves; Gruiformes; Gruidae. The transcript is spliced from 10 exons. The record is from RefSeq and is a predicted model, not a curated record. The coding region runs from base 1 to 1302 and encodes 433 amino acids.